Messenger RNA from Gryllus bimaculatus (two-spotted cricket), 1308 nucleotides. NCBI's taxonomy places the organism in Eukaryota, Metazoa, Arthropoda, Insecta, Orthoptera, Gryllidae. The record is from the annotation of a GenBank genome assembly.
UCUGAUUUUGAUGUUCCAAUUGAAAAUGGAGAAGUAUCGUGCAACGAUCGAAUCUUGGCAGCAUUUGCUACAAUUAAAUAUAUAAUUCGUCAUAACUGUCAUUCCAUGGUCAUCUUAUCUCACUUAGGAUCACCGGACGGAAGAAGAGAUCCAGAAUUUUCGCUAAGACAAGUUGUAGACGAACUUGAUAGGUUAUUGUCAAGAGAAUUUGCCAAGAAAGUCUUGUUUGUUGACGAUAUGUAUGAUGCAUACAUGGAUGGCAUGGCUCUCAAUCCACCAAGAGGGGUAGUUUUGCUUUUUGAGAAUAUGCAAUAUUAUAUUGAAGAAAUAAGGAUGACUAACGACAGGAAGAGAUAUGCUUCUAGAGAAAGUAUUAUGAGAUUUCAUCGCCAUCUUAAGAGGUACGCUGAUGUGUAUGUGAAUGACACAUUCAGAUAUUCGCACCUUCCCCAUGCAUCUAUUGCGCCAUAUUUUAUUGGACCUCGAGUGGCUGGUUUGGCAAUGAGCAGAGAACUUCAAUAUUUUCACAAAAUUGUAGGAAAACCUCAAAGACCUAUCAUUGCCAUCCUUGCUGGCAACAGGAUAGUCGAUAAGCUUAGAAUGAUGAGUUACUUGCUAGAAAGAAUUGAUGAGCUAAUAAUUGGUGGUGCAGUAGCGUACACUUUCCUGAAAGAAACUGCUGGUAUGGAAAUUGGAGAUACUCUUUACGUUAAAAAUGCUGGUGAAAUUGUGAAUGGCAUACUAGGUAAAGCAGACGAUUAUGCCGUGAAGGUGCACUUACCUGAAGACUUUAUAAUGGGAGAUAUAAACGACCCAGAAAGUGCUGAAACCGUUACCGUGGAGAAAGGAAUACCAAAGGGGAAAAUGGGCUUAGAUAUAGCCACCCUAUCAACGACAAUGGGAGUCAUAGAAGCAGAGGAAUAUUGCAGUGGAACCAUGGGUAUCAUGUAUGCAGUAUCAUAUGCUUCAAAACAUGGUGCGACCAGUAUUGUUGUUGGUGAAGAUACCUCCAUGUUUUGUCAGCGAAAUAAGUGCCUUCAUAACAUCUCUCAUACCAGUAUGGGCAGAGCUGGUGAAGAACUACUAAUGGGAAGGAUGCUACCAGGUGUUCAAGCACUGAGGACUAAAACUAGAUGCAAAUGUCGCUUUAAGUAAGAUUACACUGCAUCAGAAACAAAAAGUGACUAAGGAAUUAAAGUACAUCUCACAUGUUGAACGAUACGUAGACGUUCCAUUAACAUGUAAACCUGUGCAAGAAUUUAUUUGUAAAUGCAUUACAAACAUGUGGCAAUAAAUUAAUGAGUAGAU